AUGGAUUCUAACGAUCGAGCUUGGAUAGUAACUAGAAAUCGCAUAAGUCAAGAGUACACACUUGGGUUGAACAAUUUUCUAGCUACUGCUAGACGUCACUUGGGUGUAGAUGGAAGGACGUUAUGUCCUUGUAAUAGAUGUGAAAACACAUGGCUACAACGACUCCCCAUGAUUCGAGCUCAUAUCCUACAAUAUGGUAUGCUUGCAACAUACCAAAGGUGGAWCCAUCAUGGUGAAUCUCUUAGUGACGAAGAAGAACACGACCACUUUGAAGAUUCAUCGAAUAAUGACGAAGAUGACGAUACUUUGAGGGACACUAUUAUGGAUGAAGAAGGACGCAUGUUCUUUAAUGUUGACCGUUCAACUGAAAAUGACGUUAAGGAUAAGUCUGAUGUUAACCGUGGUCGUUUUGACAAGUUGAUUGAGCAACUUAACAAGGAACUGUAUCCAGGAUCAGGGAAUCUGACAUUACUACAAUAUGUAGUGAAGUUGAUGCACAUCAAAGUCUUGAACAAGUGGUCUGAUAAAUCGGUAAACAUGUUGUUACAGUUUGAACAAAGUAUUCUCCCAUCGGGCCACAAUCUUYCGACAUCAUACUAUGAGAUGAACAAAAUCUUGAUGGAGAUUGGGUUGGGAUAUCAUAAUAUUGAUGUUUGUAAUCAUGAUUGUGCUCUGUUUUAUGGAGAACAUGCUAACCUACUUGCAUGUCCUGUAUGUAAUCAUCCUCGAUACAAGAGGAACAAGGUUCCUUUUAAGAGGAUGAGAUAUUUUCCAUUAACACCUAGACUUCAACGGCUUUAUAGUUCACGUCAUACUUCUGAAGAUAUGAGAUGGCAUGCCGAGAAACGAAAGCCAGAAGAUGGUGUGCUACGUCAUCCAGCUGGUGGUGAGGCUUGGAAAGACUUUGACUUGACUUAUCCUGCUUUUGCGACAGAUUCAAGGAAUGUAAGGCUGGGUUUGACAUCAGAUGGCUUCAACCCCUUUGGGAAUAUGAGUGCAUCAUAUAGUACUUGGCCUGUAAUGGUAAAAGCAUUGAAUCUUCCUCCUUGGAAGAUGAUGCAUCAAACCAGUUAUAUGAUGUGUUUGCUAAUUCCAGGUCCAAAAUCCCCAGGUAAAGAUUUUGACAUUUUCAUGCGGCCAUUAAUUGACGAGUUAAAGACUUUGUGGAGUGGAGUAACAACAUAUGAUGCUACUAGUGGAGGUAUGUUCAAUCUUAAAGCUGUUGUAUUGUGGACAACAUCAGACUUUCCUGCAUAUGCUUACUUGUCUGGUUACUCCACAAAAGGACACUUGGCAUGCCCCGAAUGUUUAGGAAACACGCAUUUUCGUAGUAUCAGAAGCAAAACAUGUUAUAUGGGGUCGAGAAAGUGGCUACCUUCUAGUCAUCGAUGGCGAAGAAGUAAAGAAUUUGAUGGUUCCGUUGAAUUUAAUGAACCAAGUAGGCCGAAAUCUGGUGAUGAGAUCAUUCAGCUACUAGACCGGUUACCUUUGAUGACUCCUGGGAAAGCACCAAACAAUUCUGGUACGAAAAGGUAA
Molecule: messenger RNA, 1536 nt
Organism: Cynara cardunculus var. scolymus (artichoke)
Lineage: Eukaryota; Viridiplantae; Streptophyta; Magnoliopsida; Asterales; Asteraceae
Exons: 1
Coding region: 1-1536 (511 amino acids)
Source: RefSeq, a predicted model, not a curated record